AUGACGUGCUCGACAGUAAGCAGCAUCAAGUGUGCGCGCCAUGAGAUGAGCGCGACCUCGCCCCGCUCAUGCUGUCACUCGCCAUCGUCGAUUUCCGAUGUGGAUUUCAGUGGCCGAGCGAUGAACAGCUCAUCGGUAGCAAACGACAAGCUUCAGGUCCAUGUCAGAAGAGACGCGGAAUCAGGUGAUGAGCUUGAACAGCCUGAGGCUUCCACCGGUAAUCCCGCCCUGGCUUCGGGUUCCGUUGAUAUUAACGAGGUUCUUGCCCAUCGUGUGAGCAGCUCAUCGUUGAUUAAGCGCCAAGCAGCUGCUGAUGAAGAUCCCGACCAAGCAACGGGUGACGACCCGCCACGAAAAAAACUAAAGUCCGAUAACAACCUGUCGAUGGUCCUUUCUGAAGCGGCAGACAGUGACUAUUUGCCGAGUGACUAUGAAGAGGGAGACUCUUUCGAGUGCUCGGUAUCUCGUGGCUAUGACUGUACUGCUGUUGGUGGCUGUGAAAGUGUUGAAUUGGAUGUCACUGCUGAUGUUGCAUGUAGCAGUGAGUCAACGCGUCGCCGCAGCCGUCGUACGCUUUACAUUGAGUAUUGGAGCCGAACCGGUGAGUGUAAGGAGCGCAAGUGGGAUCAUCUUGAUGAGAUUGCCAAGACUUAUGGGUCAGCUGAGGAUCAUAUUUUUGCUACUACUCUGAAGGGUAGAACUGCGUUUCUAGAACCCAAUAUGUUUCCCUAUGACACUCCUGCAGGCAUUGAGCACUGGACGCUGUGGCACGUGAAGGAUCUGAAUCAUGAACAGGUGAAGCAAUACGUGGAAAGCUGGAUUGAUGCCAAUGCGUCACAUGUCGAUCGGUGGAACUAUGAUGACAACCCGGAACGUUCCAUUGACAUUUUUCACGUGCACGUGUACCUGCAAGUGGCUGGGGAAUCCACGGUGCUGCAAGAGCGCAAAGUGGAUGAUUUGGUACACGAGCUUGACUGA
Peronospora matthiolae is the source of this 978-nucleotide messenger RNA. The record is from the annotation of a GenBank genome assembly. NCBI's taxonomy places the organism in Eukaryota, Oomycota, Peronosporomycetes, Peronosporales, Peronosporaceae.